CAAUCACGUCGGGAGAGUUUCAUGCAGCCUCCUGGGCGGACACGGCGGGCGCGGCGGGUUAGUGGCAAAGUAUACGAUGCCCUUCUUUUCCGCUUGGUUCCAAUUUAGUCCAAGUCUGGUACUGAGGUUACCUUAUAACUGCCGUGGCCGGGCGCCCUUCAAAAUUUGCUCUCUUCCCAGAUUCUCAGGAACGUGGUCCGACAGGGAAACAGCCCACCCUUCUUCCCCUCUCGCCCCUUCCUCACCCUCUCACUUUCUCGAGUAUUUCUAUUCUAUCUCUUCCCAACUUCCAAAAUGGGCUACUCCUCAGAAAACGUCUCGGACAUGGAGGCCACCAAGGCCAAUAAUAAAGCCAUGGAGGCCAGCGAGAAGUUCAGUGUACCCCCUAACUAUGACGGGGACUUGGUUGGUGAGAUGGAUGAGAGGGAACGGGACAUCGUCGAAGAUGGUAUCCAUAAGUUCAGCCGUCUCGGCUGGAAGCGUCUCACUGUCGUUCUUAUUGUCGAGGCCAUUGCUCUGGGAAGUUUGUCCAUUCCUUCCAGUUACGCUAAGCUUGGUAUGGUAGCUGGUGUCAUCUGUACCGUUGGCCUAGGUCUUGUCGCCGUCUAUACUAGUUACAUUAUCGGUUUGGUGAAGUUGAAGUUCCCACAUGUUGCUCACUACCCCGACGCUGGCCAGCUGAUGUUUGGUCGCUUCGGUAAAGAACUGAUCAAUAUCAUGCUCAUCUUGGAACUCCUCUUCCUUACCGCCUCUCAUUGUCUGACGGGUACGAUCGCAUUCGUUAAUAUCACCAGCAGUGGCGUCUGCUCCGUUGUUUGGGGAGUCAUAUCUGCUAUCAUCCUCCUGCUCCUCGCAGUGCCGCCGAGUUUCACCGAAAUGGCUAUCCUGGGCUACAUUGACUUUGUCUCUAUCAUUGCCGCAAUCGGCAUCACCAUUAUCGGCACCGGUAUUAAGAGCAACAAGGAAAUUGGACUCUCGAACGUUGAAUGGUCCGCCUGGCCGCAGGAGGACCUCACUUUCACCGACGGCUUCAUCGCAAUCUCCAACAUCAUCUUCGCUUACAGUUUCGCCCUCUGCCAGUUCUCCUUCAUGGACGAAAUGCACACACCUAAGGACUAUGUCAAGUCCAUCUGGGCUUUGGGUGCCACUGAGAUUGUUAUCUACACCUUGACCGGUUCGCUCGUCUAUGCCUUCGUCGGCGUUGACGUGGGAAGCCCCGCCCUGCUUUCUGCUGGCCAUACCUUGAGCAAGGUGGCAUUCGGUAUCGCCUUGCCCGUCAUCUUCAUCAGUGGUUCCAUCAACACUGUCGUGCUGGGCCGCUUGGUUCACGGCCGCAUCUUUAAGAACUCUCCCAUCCGGUUCAUUAACACUAAGAUGGGAUGGAUCACCUGGUUGGCCGUUAUCACUGUGGCUACCCUUGUCGCUUUCGUCGUUGCUGAGGUUAUCCCCUUCUUCAAUGACCUUUUGUCGAUCUGCUCUGCGCUCUUCGUCUCUGGCUUCACUUUCUACUUCCCGGCCCUGAUGUGGUUCAUUCUCAUCCGUGAGGGCAAGUGGAAUGAGCCCAAGAACUUGGCCCUGGGGGCCGUCAACCUCGUCGUUUUGCUUAUCGGUCUUAUCACCCUUGUUGGUGGCACCUACUCUAGUAUCGAUGAUAUUAUCAUCAAUUACCGCGAAGGCUCCGUUAGAGGUGUUUUCUCCUGCUCUCCGCCGAACUAAACAUUUUGACUUUCCGCUAGCUGUUACCCCUUGCGGUUCAGCGGCAGGUUGGCAAUAUGGCCAAAUCCAAGGAUAAGACCAGUAACUUGGCACUUACCUGUGGCGCGGUGGAUCCUUGAAUCCUUCUGCCUGUCAGCAGGAUCAUCAUGACAUAGAGGGAUCUGAAGGGGUUGGCGAAAGGUGCGUGAUUAAAUUUACGUAAUAGCUUCCAAUACCGCUUCCUCUCCCCCUCUUAUGGCCUUUGAGACACAGGGGCAUAAGUCGGGUGUUAUUCUGCCCCAAUGCCGCGUUCGAUUAGCCGAUGCCUAUACCUGCCGGUGGACAAAGCACAUACACCCUGUACAGAUACCCGCCUUUUGUUUAUAGUCAUGUCGUAGUUUUUUAGCAUCAUGUGCCUAUGUAUAUUUAUGAUAGAACAUAUAUAUUAUGAGGAAUUCUCAUUCCAAAUUUACUUUUUCUUUUUCAAAGUAAAACUUAUGAGUU
This is a messenger RNA of Aspergillus alliaceus, 2199 nucleotides long. Its product is annotated as transmembrane amino acid transporter protein-domain-containing protein. The coding region runs from base 295 to 1716 and encodes 473 amino acids. Gene Ontology annotation, cellular component: vacuolar membrane. Gene Ontology annotation, biological process: amino acid transmembrane transport. The transcript has 2 exons. The record is from RefSeq and is a predicted model, not a curated record. Gene Ontology annotation, molecular function: amino acid transmembrane transporter activity. Lineage: Eukaryota; Fungi; Ascomycota; Eurotiomycetes; Eurotiales; Aspergillaceae.